AUGGAAAUGCAAGUUUAAAAAUUGUCAAGAAGAAAUGUAAACAAAGAAGAUAAUUAGAAUUAUAAACCUUAAACCAGCGUAUUUAGAGAUAAUAUUUCUAACUUCAGAAUCAAAGCAACUAAACAAAUCAAAGACAGUAUAAGCAAUAAAAUUCUUUUCAAGCCAAAGAAUGUCGACAUAAGCAUUGAGAGUUCCUUCGACUCUACUUCUUAAUAAUAAUAGGUUUAAAGCAGAGUCGGGUCUUCUAGAAGCUUUUUGAAGUUUUAAAGUAUACUUAUGCACAAAUAAUAACAGUAGAAUGAUCAAAGCUUAAUUAAACCUGAGUAGUACAAGCAGAGUCUUUACAAAAAACUUAGAAGGAAACUUGAGAGAAUUGACAAAUCACAUUUAAUUGUGCGAAAUUCUAUAGCAAUAGUGACUUAGGACAAAGUUGCAGACAACAGUCCUCUUAGAUUAUAAAAAGACAAAAGUAUUCAAAUGUCUGCUAAAAAUCUAUUUGAUAUUUACAGGGAUAAAAGUAAUAUAAAAGAAGAGGACUAGUAUGACCCAUUGAAUAGAUUAAUUAAUGCCCAAAUACAGCUUAAUCAAAGUAUGGAAUUAAGUUAUGACGCUUCAAGAGUUUCUUAAUUUUUGCAUCAUGAGGAACAACCUUAGUGGAGUAAUGAAAGAAUCAACAUAAAAAAUGUUUAACGAAGGCAUAGAAGAGAGUAUAUGAGUGAUAGAUAUGAUGAAAAUUAAACAUCUUUAUAGAAUACUAUCGAAUAUGAAACUGAGAGACCAUUAUUCAGAAAUAUUGUAAUUCUUGAGAAACCUGGUCUUGAUUACUUACUUUAUUAAAAUAUUAAAUUUAACUUUAAAAUAAUGAAUGCUCGAAGAAAUGCUUCAGUUGAAGCUAAUGAUUGGGCUGAUAAGAAAAAAUAAUAACUAGAGAGAGCCAAAUAACUUAGAGAAGAGAGGAAAAACAAUAUGAUAAGAGUAGCUGAGGAUCAAAUUGUUGGCACUUCUUCAAAGGGAUUUGGCUAAGGCUAGGCAGGCAGUGGUGGUUACAAUCAGAUGAAUCCUUAAGCAAGCAACAGCAGAAGUGGUUUAGCAGGAGGAAUGGGAGGUAAUGAUGGUUACUAUCAAAAUCAAUCUGUAAAUGGUGCAAGCAAGUCAGGAUAUGGCAAUAUGAAUGGGGGAUAUGAAAUGAACAACGGUAGAGGUAACAUUGGCGGUGGAGCAGGCUUCGGUACUGGGGAGCUAAGAAAUGUGGGAUACUAACAACCUGGUUAUGGAAAAGGUCCAGUUAAAGCUACAGACUUUGGAAUGGGUGGAAUGAAUAGUGGUUAUUAAAAUCAAGGCUAUGGAGGAGGUAGAAGUGGCUAUGACAACUACGAUUAAAUGAAUAAUCUUUCGACUAAGAGUAGCAUACAAACAAAUAACUCAUACUCUAGUAAUAUCAACUUAGGCUAUAAUUAGCAAUAUGAUUAACAUAAUAACAGAAAUUCUAACUAAGGUAUCUAUCAAGAUAAAAGGUAGCCACCUUAAAAUAAUAGAAAUCAAAGUCAGAGAACUAUUGAUUAUUAAGACAAUAGGAAUGGAGGAGGAAUGGGUGGUCCACAAGGCCAUUAACAAAAAUCAUCGCAAAUGAGGGGAAUGGAAGAGUAAAAGCAUAAUAAUUAUCAACCUUCACAAAGAGAAGCACCUCCUAGAAGAGCUCCUCCUUCAAACAUACCUAAAGGAGGUCCUGUAAAUAAACCUUCCAGCUACGCAAAUUAUGAUGAUGGGGUAUCUAACCAAGUUAUUCCAGCAGUUGCAAAGAAAUAAUAAGGAUUCGGAGCUAACUUAGGACCAGAUGCUUUCUAAGCUCCUUCUAAAUUGGAUCUUUAAGAAUGUUCUGGCUGUGGUAGAUCAUUCAAUGAAGUUGCUUAUGCAAAGCACAGUAAAGUAUGUAAGAAAGUCUUUUAAUAAAAGAGGAAAGUAUUCAAUAGUCAGGCUCAUAGAAUUGUUUCAAAUGAACAAAAAUAAAUAUUAAUGCAAGCCCAAAGAAAUGAUAGACCUGAAAGAAAUGCACCUAAAGCUAAUGUAGCUUAAUAGAGAAAUAAUAUGCCAAUUAACGCCAAAGGAGGUGCUCCAAAGUGGAAGAAGCAAUCAGAAUAAUUUAGAUAAGCAUUACAAGCAGCCAGAGGUGGCGGGGGAGGUGGUAAAGGAGGAAAGGGAGGUAAAGGAAGUUACCAACCACCUGCCGAUGAAUAUGAUGAUAGAGUUUAAUGUCCUUAUUGUGGAAGGAAGUUUGCUGAAUAAACUGCUUAACGUCACAUGCCUCAUUGUUAGAAUAAGGCAAAGGAGUCAGUUUUCAGAGGCGGUCCCCCAAAAGGAAGAGGAGGCAGAAGAUGA
Messenger RNA from Stylonychia lemnae, 2376 nucleotides. Lineage: Eukaryota; Ciliophora; Spirotrichea; Sporadotrichida; Oxytrichidae. The record is from the annotation of a GenBank genome assembly.